AUGGCUCAGAAUACAUCCCAUCAUGGUGUGGAAUAUUCCAGUUCUACCGCCGAUUCCUCUUACACGACAUCCGCCACGACCUACACCACUUUCAACGAGCGCUCUCCGUUAUUUAGUUACCCGGAGUGUGUUCCUAAAACCCAAGAUGUUUGCGAAGAUGACGAAGAUGAAGAGCGCAAGCGCGACAAUAAUAAAAUCCCCGAUGGAGGGCUUGUGGCUUGGACUCAGGUUCUGACCGGACACCUGGUUGUCUUCAAUGAAUACUACGUCAAAGCCCUAGAUGCUAGCCCAGCCAAUGCAUCCUGGAUUGGAGCGAUGCAGAUGUUCCUCGUCCACUUCCUGGCGACUUUUUCGGGCCGAGCAAUGGACACAGGAUAUUUGCGCCAUUGUAUCGCUCUUGGAUGUCUCUUUCAAAUCGCCGGUGCGCUUGCAACCUCAUUCGGGACUCAACUAUGGCACUUUUGGCUGGCCCAAGGCGUUCUCAGUGGAAUUGGUCAUGGCCUCGUCUUCAGCCCUAUGAUUUCGCUGUAUGCAACCUAUUUCUCCACCAAACGAGUGAUGGCUGUGUCGCUGGCUUCUUGCGGUGCAGCGACUGGCGGAAUGGUUUUCCCCGUGAUUGCCUACAAGUGUUUCGACACUAUUGGAUUUGCUUGGACGGUCCGAAUAAUGGCGGCUAUCAUACUCGCCAACAGCCUUGUCAUUGUCAAGUUCACCCGGUCAAGGAUUGUGCCCAGGAGUAUGCCUCCCUGGGUUGAUUUCAGUGCAUUCCGCGAACGAUCCUAUCUCCUCUUCUCUAUAGGAUCGUUCCUGAUCUUUGAGGGUAUUUACUUUGCAUAUAUCUAUGUCCGCCAAUAUGCCCAGGUCCAUACUGGAUUUACCCCGAGCGAUUCACUUAUUCUUCUGAUCAUUAUGAACGGAGUGGGGGUUCCAGCCCGUAUCGCAGCUGCAUUUGUGGCAGAUCGCUGGAUAGGUGUCGUGAGAACCUGCAUUGCAGUAUCCAUCCCUUGCGGAAUUGCGGUCCUCGCUUGGAUUGCAGUUCACACCCAUUAUGGCAUGUUCGUCUGGGCCGCGAUAUAUGGACUAUUAGUCAACUGUGUACAGAGCCAAGUGCCAGCUGCCAAUGCUUACUUCGGAGCGAAAGACCCAGAAAAGUCCGGAACGCGUGUUGGGAUGAUCACCACGAUCAACAGCAUUCCGCUGCUGACAGGCCCUUACAUCGCAGGAAAGCUGAUCGAUCUGCGGGGAGGCGACUACCUGUACGCGCAACUAUUCGGUGGCCUUUGCAUUUUGAUUGGAGCAUUGUUUGUAAUGGGAUCUCACCUGUCGGAGGUCAAAACAUGUACAUGA
Penicillium antarcticum is the source of this 1347-nucleotide messenger RNA. RefSeq lists its product as uncharacterized. Lineage: Eukaryota; Fungi; Ascomycota; Eurotiomycetes; Eurotiales; Aspergillaceae. The record is from RefSeq and is a predicted model, not a curated record. The transcript is spliced from 3 exons. Gene Ontology annotation, biological process: transmembrane transport. Gene Ontology annotation, molecular function: transmembrane transporter activity. Gene Ontology annotation, cellular component: fungal-type vacuole membrane. The coding region runs from base 1 to 1347 and encodes 448 amino acids.